GAGCCGCAGACUAAAGAGUCGAGUGAAAGCGAAAUACUGAGAAUCUAAAAUACUGACAGACAGCUAUUGCAGGAUCCACAGAGGAAAAUGUAUGCCUCCCUGCUGCUUUGCUGCUUUGUCUUUGCUGCAACACAAUACUUCCUUGGCUGGGCUCAUAUGAUCCCUGAUGAGGGACUUUCCACCAAUAAGGUUGUUGUAUCCAAUGAUUUGUCUCAAAGCCUAGAAAUAGGCUCACCCCCAGUUGUUAUUGUAGAACUGACGAAAUCUGUAAAGAAGAAAGAGAAAGCGAAAAAGCAAAGAAAGAGCAAACUUGAUGUGAAGAAGCGUCCUCCUCCUCCUGCUAACUGCAUCUCCCUGUGGGGAAACUGUAAAUCUCCAGGCAAUGUGUGCUGUGAUUUCUGUGCUUUCUGUCAGUGUCGUCUCUUCAGAACUGUCUGUUACUGCCGGAUGGGCAACCCCCACUGCUGAACAGGCAGCUGUAGUCCACGCCUAUAGAGUUAAACCCCAUGGUAAAGCAAACCACCUGCAGUGAACACUGUGAAAUGUGAUUCACUCCUUGCCCUUAUUUGCAAUUUUACCCAAAAUACAGAGCAUAAAAGCACUUUAUCACAGAGGAUUGCACCAGAGAACUUAAACUAAGAUCUAACAGGGUGUAGUGCUUUUCACACUGUUAUGAAACAAGCUAUUAAAAAGUUUUUAUACAAGUUUUUCAUUUCUUUGAGCUUUUGGCAGACAUAAAUGGAAUUUCAUGUAUUGCUUUAUGUUAAAACAUUAAUACAGGAACAUCCAGCAUAUCUUAAUUACAAUAGCUUAUAACAAAUUUAUUAAGCAUUUCAAGACUUAAGUUUCUUUGUGAUCAAGUAAAUAUUUUGUAUUUAAUUCCUCUUCUUUCUGGCACUGUUUCUGCAAGCCUUUGUAUGACUAUACCAGCAUAUACACAGCUUACUGUAAGGUUCUGUAAGGAAACUGGCAGCAGAGCUUGGCGAAAAAAGAGUGAAUCAGCCUGUAGCUACAAGGUUAAACUCCUUCCACAUGCCUGGAAAGGCACAUCACCCAGAAGUGAACAGAGGACUCCACAGGCAGUAGUGACAAUGGAAAUAAACAAACCUGCUCUCUUUUUUAUUUUGUUUUCUUUUUUUUUUUUCAACAAGAGAUUUUUUUCCAUUUAUAAACAACAGCACGUAUGUAGAACAGUAUGUUCUCGAAUGUUUCAUCAACCUAUUGCAACAGCCUUUCAACUUGUCACGCAAGUUUACCCAGUAGGCUGCAAUUACUGUGUCAAGCCAGACAGCUUAUUUUCUCAGGCUCACUCGUAAUUUUCUCAAUUUCACACUUUCCCCAACAACAACAGCACGGUGUCCUGACGGAGUUUGUUUUUGGCUGAAGAAAUAACACAUAGCUAAUGCUUGUUAAGACAGGGUCAGACUGGGAACACAAGGUGUCCUGGGAAUUUUAUGUCUAAUGCCA
This is a messenger RNA of Melanotaenia boesemani (Boeseman's rainbowfish), 1467 nucleotides long. RefSeq names its product agouti signaling protein 1 (gene asip1). Gene Ontology annotation, cellular component: extracellular region. Bases 88 to 468 code for a protein of 126 amino acids. Lineage: Eukaryota; Metazoa; Chordata; Actinopteri; Atheriniformes; Melanotaeniidae. Gene Ontology annotation, molecular function: melanocortin receptor binding; neuropeptide hormone activity. The transcript has 4 exons. The record is from RefSeq and is a predicted model, not a curated record. Gene Ontology annotation, biological process: melanosome organization; positive regulation of melanin biosynthetic process; hormone-mediated signaling pathway.